UUUUAUAACUUUAUGGUACACUUUUUUAUUUACAUACAAGUACUUUACUGAUACUGCGUUUGUUGCGCAUGUGUGACAAAAAUCCAGCUCGAUUCGCAACGCCGUGUGUUUGUGGGCCGAAUAUACAUAUAAACUCCCCGAGAGUCCCGAGUCCCGAAGCGAAGAGGUUAUCGCAGAGAUUAGCAUGACGUGUAUGGAUUUUGACAGAUCGGCCGCGUGUCAAUAACGCUAAAUAUGCGCGCGAAAGUCACGGCGUGCUCUGGCGGAACGUCGACGAGAGCCGGAGAUGCUCCAACACGGAAAUUGAAGUCGACGAGCUAAAAACGAGUCCGCGAACACGAUGCAGUUACAGAUAUCACUGGACACUCCGUCCGAUGACAGGACCGCUUUGUCCUGGUCAAGGAGGGAGAGGCAGAAAUGGUUCCUGUCAUUGUUGUGCGGCACGUGCAUGAUAUACGCCACGCGUACAUCGGUCCCCUUGUUGAUACCUGUUGUCAGUCAGGAGAAGAAUUGGUCGAAAUCGGAUUCAGGCAUAAUACUAUCAAGCUUCUUCUGGGGCUAUACGUUGACGCAGGUAGCCAGCGGCUAUAUUAGCGAUAAAAUCGGUGGGCAGAGAGUACUGUGGAUAUCUGCCCUCGGUUGGUCGGCGACAACCUUCCUCAUGCCAGAAAUCAUUGAAUUCUUUUCCGGGGAUGGAACCUCCGUUUUGCUCGUCGCAGCGAUGAGAAUGAUAAAUGGAGCAUUCCAAGGAAUGCAUUUUCCUAGCAUGAUUAGCUUGAUCAGCCAACGCUUGCACGAGGCAGAAAGAGCCUCCUUCUUUAGCUUAUUAACAUCAGGAUCUGCUCUGGGCACUCUACUCACCGGGUCUUUAGGCUCGUAUCUUCUGGAGAAUUAUAACUGGAUGACCGUCUUUCGGGCGUUAGGGGGCAUGAGUUUGGCAUGGACAGCUUUAUUAAGCUAUCACACUCUGCCUUUUAAGGAAAAAACAGCUUCUGUCAAGUCGACCACUGGCUACACUUUGCCUUGGUCCAAACUUCUGUCACAACCUCCUUUCUGGUCCUGUGUUAUUGGACAUGCCUGCCAAAACAACUGUUUUUUCGUGUUACUUUCGUGGAUGCCUACAUAUUUCCACGACACAUUUCCUGAAGUUAGGGGUUGGGUUGUAAAUAUGGUGCCAUGGCUAUCAAUGCUACCUUGUACAUUCUUGGGGAAAGCUUUAUCUGAAGAGAUAAUUAAAACUGGCUAUUCCGUGACGGUGACACGCAAAACAAUUCAAACAAUUUGCUUCGUCAUCGAAAUUGGAAGUCUGUUAUUUUUAGUGAAAGUGGAAAGCUUUCAAAGUGCAAUACUUUGUCUCGCGUUGGUUAUCGGUGGCUCAGGCUUCCACAAUAACGCUAUCGCUGUAAAUCCCUCAGAUCUCGCACCAAAGCACUCCGGCAGUGUAUUCGGUCUGAUGAAUACUGUUGGCGCGAUACCUGGUUUCCUUGGAGUAUAUUUUUCCGGACACAUUUUGCACGUGACACACAGCUGGCCUGUUGUCUUUUUAUUUAUAGCUGUUAUCGAUGCAUUAGGAUGCAUAAUGUUUUUAUUGUUUGGCUCGGGCAAAGCGAUCAUAUAAAUUAUAAAAUAAAAAUAAGUUUCUAUCAAA
Molecule: messenger RNA, 1648 nt
Organism: Temnothorax curvispinosus
Lineage: Eukaryota; Metazoa; Arthropoda; Insecta; Hymenoptera; Formicidae
Gene: MFS18
Product: solute carrier family 17 member 9
Exons: 8
Coding region: 341-1618 (425 amino acids)
Biological process (GO): transmembrane transport
Molecular function (GO): transmembrane transporter activity
Source: RefSeq, a predicted model, not a curated record